GAGAGAAAGUCGGCGGAGAAUAGGCCUUUGCAAGAGAUGCGUAGCUCGACGCGCGACGCGGGUCCGGUCACAACGGGAGGGUAGGCUGCCAUGGCUUGCUCUCUCUGAAACUAUAAUAAUAUACGAGCUGAUGGAAUUCACGCACUACGCCUUUUCUAACGCAAGUGGAAAACGUAAACGUAACCUUUGCCCCUUUGCGUCCCGUGACACAACGCCCCUGCCACACCUCCAAAACUGUUAUUAGCUUGACUCCCGGCUUGACUUUCUAUAGUGUUAGCUAGCUGACUGGUAUGGCUGAAAGAAGAUUCCGUGCUGCCAGUAGCAGCAGCGGUGGAAACUCUACGGCAGGCACCGCGAGCGGGGCAGCAGGGGUGAUGGACGGCAGUCGAGCAGUACACCCGGCUCUCCAUGUGGACCUCAGCAGACCGCGACACGACCAGAGCACCUACUGGGGUCGCGCCCGGCACUUCAUGGAGACGGUGAACCCUCUCAACAUUCUCGCCAGCCCCGCCAAGCUCGAGGAGGCGGCGAGAACCGUCCAUGCCUACAAGAGAGGGGAGGUGGGCAAGGGGAUCACAGAGAGCCAGCUGUGGAAGGCCAAGAGGCUCUACGACUCUGCCUACCACCCAGACACCGGAGAGAAGAUGUUCAUCGUAGGCCGCAUGUCUUUCCAGGUUUACGGCAACAUGACCAUCAUUGGACUAAUGAUGACCUUCCACAAGCAUCCGGCAUCUGUGGUGUUCUGGCAGCUGGCAAACCAGACCUUCAAUGCCAUAGUCAACUACACCAACAGGAGCGGAGACCAAGUCAUCACAUACAGGGAUCUGGCCGUUCCGUUUGUUGCGGCAACUACUGGAGCCACCACUGCAGCUCUGGUCCUCAACUCCUUUGCCAAGAGAAUGCCUCCUCUGGUUGGGAGGUUUGUGCCACUCGCAGCAGUCGCCACUGCCAACACUAUCAAUAUACCCCUCGUGAGACAGAGGGAGCUAAGGGAGGGUAUUACUGUGGUGGAUGGUGAUGACAAUCAACUGGGCUCAUCUCAGAUAACAGCUCAACGAGCCAUUGGUCAGGUUGUGUUCUCACGGAUUGUCAUGGCCGUCCCUGGGAUGGGUAUGUAUAUACUCAUUAUAAGGUUCUUGUAGUACAUACAUACACACACUAGAGCUCUAUCCUCUAUCCUCUCUUUCCCUGCAGCAAUUCCUGCGUUCAUUAUGAACCACCUAGAAAAGAAAAACCUCUUUAAGGUAUACAUACAUCAUCUUCAUAAUACAACAUCUUUAAGCAGUGUAUAACAGAGUGUACUAUUACCCACCACUAGCAGCCUUGAAAUCCUGCGAAUGCACAUGGGCACUAUAAUUAUAUCUCCACCAAAAAAUAGGAAAAUAUCUGGCGUAAUACCAAUUCAGCCUAGUGCGCAGAGGCCUGGUUUUGAGGCUACGAUCACAUUGUAUCCCUCCACAGAGAAUGCCGUGGGCUAAUGCUCCGCUGCAAGUGCUGCUGGUCGGUCUCUGGUUAGUCUGUUACAGAUACUUGCAUAAGAUUUCACCGCGUGAGCCAAUCUCUCUCUGCUUCUUCUCCACACAGCCUCAUGUUUGCUACCCCUCUCUGCUGCGCCAUCUUCCCACAAAAGAGCUCUAUCGCAGUGGCCAGUCUGGAACCAGAGCUGAGGAACUCCAUCUCACGGUCCAGACCUCAGCUCACACACGUCUACUACAACAAGGGUCUCUAGAGACCCUCCCAACUCCUUUAUUAGAACAACAGUCUACUGACUAUAAGUAGUACUAGAUAUUGCAGGAGCGCAGUGUAUAUUUAUUAGCUGAGUGUUUUGUAUGAUGACAA
This is a messenger RNA of Geodia barretti, 1839 nucleotides long. The record is from the annotation of a GenBank genome assembly. Lineage: Eukaryota; Metazoa; Porifera; Demospongiae; Tetractinellida; Geodiidae.